Messenger RNA from Ictalurus punctatus (channel catfish), 3858 nucleotides. RefSeq names its product ribonucleoprotein, PTB-binding 1 (gene raver1). The coding region runs from base 12 to 2261 and encodes 749 amino acids. Gene Ontology annotation, molecular function: mRNA binding. The record is from RefSeq and is a predicted model, not a curated record. Gene Ontology annotation, cellular component: cytosol. NCBI's taxonomy places the organism in Eukaryota, Metazoa, Chordata, Actinopteri, Siluriformes, Ictaluridae. The transcript has 15 exons.
CACACGGAGCUAUGGCGGCUGCUGUGUCCGUUAGCAGAGCUGCCGGAGAGGAGGCGUGCUGCGCUGGAACUAGCGCCACUACCCGUCCGCUUUAUGAGAACUAUGAUCAAGCCAAGAUAGAAAACUGGGCUGCCGAGAAACGCAGAGACUCCGAGGCCGACCCGCAGUACGAAGAGUCGGCUGCAGGGAGUGACUUUCCGCGCAGGGCUGAGGAUGAGCUGACAGCGCUCAGCCCGGAGGAAAUCGCUAGUCGGCUGGAGAGAACUCGAAGAGAGUUUUACAACCGCCGCAAAAUCAUCAUUAAAAAUCUCCCUGCUGACGUCACCAACCAGGAGGUACACGAGCUGUUAAGAAACUAUGACCUGAAGUAUUGCUUCGUGGACAAGUACAAAGGCACAGCUUUUGUGACUCUGCUAAACGGUGAGCAGGCCCAGUGCGCGAUCAAGGAUUUCCACCGGCACGUCCUGCGUGAUCGGGAGAUCUCCGUGCAGCUGCAGCCCACAGAUGCCCUGCUGUGCAUCGCCAACCUCCCACGGGCCUUCACGCAGCAGCAGUUCGAGGAGCUGGUGCGGCCCUUUGGCAACUUGGAGCGUUGUUUCUUGGUGCACAGUGCGUGCACGGGCCACUCCAAGGGCUACGGCUUCGUGGAGUACAUGAAGAAGGACUCAGCCGCCCGGGCCAAAUCGGAGCUGUUGGGUAAACAGCUCGGCUCGCGCAUGCUGUACGUGCACUGGACUGAAGUGGGAUCGCUGACGUACACCAUGCUGCACUCACGCUGCCUCUGCGUGGACCGCCUGCCCCCCAGCCUCCUGACUGCUCAGGAUCUGCUGAACGCCCUGGCUGACACGCCGGAGCCCAUCUUCUGCCAGCUCGCUCAGGGACAAGAUGGCAGUUUUCGGCGAUUUGCCAUUUUGGAAUACUCCACGCCAGAGAUGGCAGAAGAGGUGCAGCGAUUAACUGAUGGACGGACUGUAGGUGGUAGCCCUGUUCGCAUGUCCUUCUGUGCUCCUGGACCUCCAGGCAGGAGCAUGCUGGCAGCACUUAUCGCUGCACAGACUCUGGCUAUAAACCGAGGAAAGGGUCUACUUCCCGAACCUAGUGCCAUGCAAAUACUCUCGAGUUUGAGCAACCCGGCGACACUGAAAUUGCUGCUGGCUCCUCUCAAUCAAGGACACAAACAAGGUCUGCUCGGUGCAGCCCCAGCGAUGCCACUGCUCAAUAACCCCGCUCUCUCCACCGCUCUGAUGCAGCUGCUGCUUCAGAACCAAGUCCAGCAGCAAGCCUUUCUAGGAAACCCUCUUCUUUGGGCACAGGUUCUGCACAGUACAGAAAGCCGUCUGCCCCCCAGUGCUGGACUGCUCGGUGAAAACCCUCUGGCUGCUCUCCCUCUUCAACACGGCGUGAACAUGCUGGGAGAUCUGCCUCAUGGUGCCAUGGCUCCUGGCUUGGGCAUGCAAACGGAUCCUUUAGGCCCCAUAAAGCCCCCGUCCCUGGGCCGGACACUCGGGAGGGAGCCGGAGUCCGCGACUGCACCGAAUGGUUUUCUCACAAACCCUUCUCCUGCAUUACAGGGCCUGGGUGUUCCACUUCUGGGGAGUGUGCUAGGAGCAGAUGGGUCCACACUUCCCCCGGCAUCUUUAUUAGGAGAGCCACCCAAAGAGAUCGGAGUGUCCUCGAACCCCUUUCUGAAUUCACCCAGUAUAUUCCCCUCCUCUGCUGCCAACUCCAGGCUCCACCCAUACAGGAAGAGACCAAUGCUAGGUGGCAUGGCUAACCAGCGGUCCUUCCAGAGCAUCCACUCUAAUUAUAACCUGCGCUGCCAAGACUCGUAUGAUUUCCCGGCAGUACACCAGGACCCGGUCUCUCACCUGUACGAGCAGCUGGAGACUCUGGACAGCACUGGACAUCUGGCCUUUGGAGCUCAGCACUCGAGACACGGCGCUAUCAGGGAGAGAACGUCUCCCUUCGCUUACCCGUCUAGCCCUCCUGCCUCCUCCUACUUUGGCUUUGGUGCUCCUGGGAGUAUGCCCUCCACCCAGCUCAAUAAGGCUGUGGGAAUGCCUCCCAUGACUCACUCCAGCGUUUACUCUGCUGCUCCUGGAGGUGGAACUAAGACUCCCGUAGGAGGACAGAAGCGUCUCUUCUCGCGCCUGAUCCCGUCUCCAGAGCCCAGUCCAGAGGGCGGCUACGUGGGUCAGCAUUCUCAGGGGCUCGGGGGUCACUAUGCUGACUCCUACCUGAAACGGAAGCGCAUAUUUUAACCCCCUUGCUCAUUGGUGCCGUAGUUGACCCUUGCUGGUGGUCAGUGAGGGACCGAAAGUGUGUGUGUGUGUGUGUGUGUGUGUGUGUGUGUGUGUGUGUGGGGCGCGUUUGGGAAUCCAGGAUCCGGGAAACCUCCUGUGUUAACCUGUUCCGUGAAUGAUUUCAGUGCGCAUGUAAAUUAUUUUUAUUUCCUUAUUUUUUUUUUCAUUUUAACUCCUUUAAUUUAAUUUGCUUUUUUUAAGUUUUCUUUCAUUAACGCUAAGACCACAGGUACCUCACAAAGGAAACAUCCCCUUCCUCCCUUUUUUCUUUCUUUUUCUUAAUCCGACUCCCCUUUGAUUAACUGUUCUGUAUAUAGUUGAGUAGCAUUCAUGAAUAGAGUCCUGAAUAGGGUCAUGGUGUGUGUGUGUGUGUGUGUGUGUGUGUGUGUGUUCGUCGUGUGUCCCAGCAGCGGUACCGGUAGCUGCUCUGUUCUUUUGCGUCACCGUGUUCUGAUCUGUAUUUCAGCGUUGAAGCUGUCCUGGCCCCCUUCCCACUCUCUCAUCACAAGUCCAGGUUUCCUGCACGAAGUGUUGCGUGUUGCACUUAGAGGAUGCGAGUCACAUGAAAUUUUUGCCUCCCUCAUUGUCCUUUCCUCUCUAGCCAUUUUGUUUCGUCUUCUCAUGGUUUCCUUUUUUCUCUCUUCCCAGUUCUGUCUGUAGUUUUGCUGUACCCCACCCUGAUCUCCACUCAGUACUAGCCCCUGUACUGCCAGCAGAAGGAGCUGGUUAGCUUUGAGGAAAAGUGCUUUAUCUCAUGUGCCUGGUUUGCUUUUUUCUUUUUUUUUAAAAAAAAAAUAAUUUUAGCACUGGAACAGCUGAGUCUGGAGCAGGCCGGACCUGUGCUCAAACAUGAUGGUUCUUUUUUGUUGUUUUGUUUUUUUUUCCUCUCUCCCUUUUUUUUUUUUUUUUUUUUUUUUUUUUUAAAUUGCUGUUACUGCUGUAACUGUACCAGCUCCAUCUUGACUCCUGGAUGGGAGGAGUUCUCACUGACUAGAACAUGGCUGGAUUACGAGUAGCAGAUCUGUGACUUGCUUAAUCUGCCUGACCUUUCGAUUGUGGACACUGAAUAUCUCUAGCAUGCUGCAAUUCAUGAUCUACAAAUGGCUCUCGUCGUCUAAACUGCUGACGUGUCGAGUGUAAUCUCUCCCACACACUCUCUUGAACCUACAGACUAGUGUGGUAUCAUAAAGAACCAAAUGGACUUCAUCUGUAAAAUGACCGCUUUAGCAAGCUCACCAUCGUUUGUACAGAACUUGUGUACUACUUUGAGAUUUUUGGACUCGUAUUAUAUAUAUUUUUUUUUUCUUUAUCGAGUCUGUAAUUAGAUCAGAAAUGCUGCUGUAUUUGUUUUUUUUUGUUGUUUGUUUUUUUUUGAGUGAUUUUUGCAGCAUCUUUUCAUGGAGUUUACAUAUGCUAUAUGGACUAGUGUGGUAUCAUGGAGAACCAAACAGACUUCAUCUGUAAAAUGACUGCUUUAGCAAGCGCACCAUCGUUUGUACAGAGCUGCCAUGCUUUCAUGACUUAUACUUCAGCAAGUAAAUGUUAUUUAAGUUCA